AUGAAAUUAUACAGCUUCUAUUUCCUUUUGGGAGUAUCAUGGACGACCUGCGUUCUAGGAGAGAAUAUUAGAGGUGCUACCAGAUUCACAGCUCCUCGUAGUCUUCAAGAAGCCAACGCUACAAUAGUAGAUGAAGUUCAAUUCGCCGACACCAACACUACCACCGUAGAAAAACCUGCUGUGGAAGUGGUUGCCGCUAAACAUCACCACGAUUACUCGGCAAAAGACUUUGAAUACGUGUCCACCAGACCAUCUUCCAAGGGUUCAAAGAAAAAUGGACAAGCAGGAGGGCACAGUGGAAAAGGAGGAAGUGGCAAGGGUUCAUCGUCUUCGUCAAAAGGAAUGAGCGGAAAGGGGGGGAAAGGUGCGAGGGUCAGUCGUAGUGGUGGUGACAGUGACGGCGGAAGUAGCGGUACUGCGGGUAACAAGAAAGAUUCGAAAACCAUCAUAACUGCACAACCUACUAUCAUGGAAGCCCCAACUGCUUCACCAUCACAACGACCCACAGCUAUGAACGAACAUGUCUUCGUUCUUGAUAACGUUAUGCUCUUUUACAUCCCCAGUGACGGAGCUGUUCGUUUGCCUACAACUCUUGAAAAUGCGGAACUUCUGGAAUUGACAAGCUCGUACAUUGACUUUUGUUUCAAGAACGAGUACCCGGAUACGUCACUCACAGAUCUCCGUGAAGUCAUUACUGAUUUUGCCGGCAUUAACUUCAUCUACGAAGGAGAAGCCAUCGAGAAACAGUUUCAGCCAAAGGUGGUCUUCGCCAAUUCCCAAGAAGUUCCAACACGUCAACAAUUACAAAAUACCCUACACCUCAUCUUCGAUGAUGACCACAUUGAAUACUAUAUGGAGUGGUUAAGAGGCCCAUACCCGCCACCUCCGGAUACCGCCAUUGGCGAGCUUGGUAGCGGAAACAUCUUCAAGGGUGCACACGUCUACAACGAGCGCCCAAUCAUCAUGGGGCAGUCUGCUGGUUCUACCGAUAGUAACUUCACCAUGGUCAUGGUUGCAGCUGCUGCCACUGGAUUCACCCUCUUUGUUGCUGGCGUUGUGAUUUCAAACCGAACAAGGGACAGAAAUGGACCAACCAUGGAAGUUAAGGACUUGGAAAAGCAAGCAGGCGACGGUACUGUCACUGGAGAGACCAUGACAAUCGGCUCUGGGCAGACAAAUGAAGUCAGUCCUCUCUCAAACUAUAUGAGUAGAGGUGUAGAACACUAUAACCACGAGCACCGCACACCUGCGCAGAACGACAGUCUCCUUCUUCCCUCCUUUGGGGCAGACCGAAUGACUAUUGAUGAAGAAUCAAUGGAGGACGUCUCAAUCUCAACUGAUGUAUCUUCGCGCAAGGAUGAAGGGGAGGAAACAGCACCGGAAGCUUGGAGUCAAGACAAGGCUGAAAUGAUCGACGAAGAGAUGAAUUUGGAAGACGACGGUUCCGAAAUCAGUCACGAGGUAAUCAAUUUGGAGGAGGUUGAAGACCAACUCACUGCGCCAGAAAUAGCAGCUCCCAAAAACACUGCUGACGAAACUGAACUACAAGAACGGGCACAUGUCGACAAACAAGCAGUAUCGGACUGGAGAAGACACCGAGGUUCAGAAGCUGAAGUGAUCGAGCUUCUUGAUGUUGAAUCGUUUGAUAGUCUGGAAGACCCCUAUUCCGAAGGUUCUUCGUCAAGCCAAACCAGUGAAUCGAUUCAACGCCCAAAGAGUUUACGUGAACUUACAGCAAUGCUGUCUUCGCGGCUGCCAAGCGAGAGAGAUAUGGCCUCCAAGCAGCACCACCAGACAGACCCUGUCAUUAAUGAAGAUUCAGAAAAGCCAAAAUCCGUAAGAGAGAUGUCAAAGCUAUUCUCACGUGGAUCGAUGUAA
Messenger RNA from Cylindrotheca closterium, 1878 nucleotides. The record is from the annotation of a GenBank genome assembly. NCBI's taxonomy places the organism in Eukaryota, Bacillariophyta, Bacillariophyceae, Bacillariales, Bacillariaceae.